AUGAGCAGAGGUGCAACUUCAGCAGCUUCUAUGGAGUUUUCCGACGACCAGAGGUGCAGGUGCACCUCCUUGCGCCUGCACAGUAAAACUGCUCUAGGGCUGACCAUUCUGGAGUAUCCGGGACUCCGCUUUACGAUCCGUCAAAUACUAUACGAUCCUGGGAAAGUCUAG
This is a messenger RNA of Prunus armeniaca (apricot), 171 nucleotides long. Lineage: Eukaryota; Viridiplantae; Streptophyta; Magnoliopsida; Rosales; Rosaceae. The record is from the annotation of a GenBank genome assembly.